Musca domestica (house fly) is the source of this 1113-nucleotide messenger RNA. It is a transcript of the gene Pex11c, whose product is annotated as peroxisomal membrane protein 11C. Gene Ontology annotation, biological process: peroxisome fission. The record is from RefSeq and is a predicted model, not a curated record. The transcript is spliced from 5 exons. Lineage: Eukaryota; Metazoa; Arthropoda; Insecta; Diptera; Muscidae. Bases 146 to 850 code for a protein of 234 amino acids. Gene Ontology annotation, cellular component: peroxisomal membrane.
UUAGUUUGUUGAUUGAAUUCAUAGCGGUUAGUGUGUUUUUGCCGGAAAACGGAAUCUUAGACACGAUAUUGGCUCAAUAUUUUCGGAAGUAUUAACAGUGAUACGAACUAUAUACCUGUAAUAGAAAACAUAUCCCAGGAGAAAUAUGCCAUACGAUAAAUAUUUAAACGAAUUCUGUGAUAUUAUCGAUACCUAUGGCGGUCGCGAUAAGGUAAUGAAAGCCCUCUGUUACGGAUCCAAAUUAAUAGCUGGCUAUUAUGGUGAUCGUAAACCAGAAUUGGCUAAACGUUAUGCAAUUGCUAGUUCACGCAUAUCCGGAGCAAGAGCAACACUACGUUUAAUAGAUGACAUUCCCAUGAUACAGUAUGCCUUGGAAUAUGGGUUCGGACAAGGAGAAUCAGAUAGCAUUAUGGCUGUCCUAGGAGUUGCAGCCAAUUUCGUUGAUCUACUCUAUUAUCCUGUUGAGAAAAUUUGUUGGUUAUCAGAACACAAAAUCGUUGAUAUUAAAAAUCCCGAUUAUUGGGAUAAUGUCAAUACGAUAUUUUGGGUUGUGGGUGUCUAUUUGAAUUUAAUGAGAAAUAUACGCAGUUUUGGUUUAAAUCAACAAAAAAUAAACAAUAUUAGGGAGACAAAAGAUAAUCCGGACGUGGAAAAAAUGUUAAAGAAACAUCGCAUUGAAAUUCUAACAUUGAUCCGCUUAUCCCUAGAUUUUGUCCAUGCUGGAAGUUAUUUGCCAAAAGGCUACCUUUGGGGUGGUAAAUUGUCGACAUUCCAAAUUGGAGCCAUUGGAACAGCAUCAGCGGCGAUAGGAAUUUAUCAAAUUUUUGCCAAACGGAGACUCAAUAAAUAGACAGAAAAUACAGAUAAUUUGUAAAUCAUUUUUAACAUGGCAUUGCUAUUAUUUAUUUUGUUUUGAGACUGCAUUGUGUGUGUGGAUGUUUUGUGUUUUAUUUUCUGUGUUUUACAGUGCAAUUUAUUGUCCAGAUAUUUGAAUACUUGGUAUUGUUUAGUUCCUAAGUUUAAAUUUUUGUGUUGAAAAAAGACAAUGUAUAGAAGAGAUUUGUAUGUGUAUUGUAAAUGUUGUAAAAUAAAGUUUAGAUAUUUUUUAUAGAA